CCUGGGGACGAAUUUGUGAUGCGCGUACGCAUCAUCAUACGAUGUCACGCAACACAAGUUAUUAAAUAUAACUUUCGUACAUUAUUCAGUUCAAACUUCGUGCGGCAACCUGCAAGUGAAACAACGACUUGAAUAUGGCCAUAAAGGAAGCAACUAUCGUCCUGUUCUACCUCGUGGCGUUUCAUUUUUCUUCGGUGGUUGGAACACACAUUCAUUUUAGCAAGUGUCCCGAAGAAACACAAUCGUAUGGAACUGUCGUUUCCGUAGACAUCACACCAUGUCCGAGUGAUCCAUGUGUUUUCAAGAAAGGAAGCGUUGUCAAUGGUACAGUGACAUUCAAAUCCCAGGAGCAAAUAACAAAUGCUAGUCUAAUUAAGGUGUACGGAAAGCUCCCUAGUCUACCUUGGUUGCCUUUCCCGCUGGAUCAACCAAAAGCAUGCACUGGCCAUGGACUUGAGUGCCCGCUGGAGCCCAAUGUCGAAUACAAAGCGGUCAUUUCGCUCGAGAUAAAGAGCAUGUACCCAAGCACUCAACUGAUAGCGAAAAUGGAAAUGCUAGACCAGAAUGGCAAGUACGUGUUUUGUUUUGAGUUCCCGGCAAAGAUUGAAAGCAGUUCUGAAGAAAUGGUAA
This is a messenger RNA of Stylophora pistillata, 630 nucleotides long. RefSeq names its product NPC intracellular cholesterol transporter 2. Lineage: Eukaryota; Metazoa; Cnidaria; Anthozoa; Scleractinia; Pocilloporidae. The record is from RefSeq and is a predicted model, not a curated record. Gene Ontology annotation, biological process: sterol transport. Gene Ontology annotation, molecular function: sterol binding.